Mollisia scopiformis is the source of this 1480-nucleotide messenger RNA. Its product is annotated as alpha/beta-hydrolase. The coding region runs from base 25 to 1350 and encodes 441 amino acids. Lineage: Eukaryota; Fungi; Ascomycota; Leotiomycetes; Helotiales; Mollisiaceae. The record is from RefSeq and is a predicted model, not a curated record. The transcript has 3 exons.
UUCUCUUCAAGUUCUGUUUCGAAGAUGCGUUUUUCAAGUCUCUUCGUGAAUGCCGCGUUCCUUGAAGUUGGCUUGGCUGCAAGCACGACUGUAAGAAAAGUCGAUACAAGUCCGACGGGAUAUGUUGUCGACUUUGUCUUCACUCCAAAUGCCACCACUCAUCCAAAGUCCGUCCUGCUUGGCUUCCCCUUGUACUCAGAUUCUCUGCAUGCUUCGCCAUCCAUCACUGACGGCUAUUCUCCGUGGGACUGGAAGCCGGAAUACUUCUCACUGGCCCUCUUCACAAACACAGGCAGUCCGGCUACACUUGCUGGCCUUGACAUGACCUAUAAUCCAUCAUCUGGCGAUUGGGAGCUUAGUGUUCCAUUUCCUUCUGGGACGUUUAACUAUAAUUUCUAUCCCGAUUGCAACAGUACCGAUUACUUGAACUGUGCGGCAUUGACCGAUUCUUCGAAUCCACCACUCGAGCCAUACCCAGGCGAUCAACUCGUUAGUACCAUUCAAGUACCGUUCGAUGGGAAGUAUCAGGUCAGAGAUUAUGACUGGCAACUUCCACUUCCCAACGAGAGCCGUAGAGGCAAUUUCUCGUUCCAGCAAUACCCAUCUCCUGGCUCGACAUAUCCUUCCAAAGAUAUCCACGACGUGGGAAUCUAUCUCCCAAAUGAAUACGGCACCAUUCCUGGCAAGAAAUAUCCAGUGCUCUACCUCUCUCAUGGAGGUGGAGGAACAGAUGCGGAUUGGUUCAACCAAGGCCGAGCACAAAACAUUCUUGAUCGACUCAUCGACUGCGGAGAAGUAGACCCCAUGAUCGUAGUAACGCCCAACUUCUACAAUCUUGGUUUCACCAUGCAGCAAGACGCCACCAAUGGGACCAUCGAAGGCUUCGAUGUCGUGGGACUCAACGGCUUCUUCAACGCAAUCCGCGAGAACUACCUCACGAACCUCAUCCCAUGGGUAGAAUCCACCUACGCCGUCAACAGUACCCCCUCCUCCCGCGCUUUCGCAGGCCUCUCCCUGGGCGGCGGCCUCACGCUAAGCAUGCUCUUCAACGCCACCAGCACCUUCUCCUCCUACUGCAUCAUGUCUAACACGCCCUCACCUGAGCCCGACGAUCCCAUCUGGAACCAGACAUCGCUGCGCUCCGUCGGGAUCUUUGCCGGAGCGGGCUUCUACGACGCUGCGUUUGAGAACUCGCGGAAUUUCCAGACGAGGGCGAGUGCGGUGGAUCUGGCGUAUUUGAGUCAUUAUCCGAUGUAUAGCGCGCAUCAGUGGGCGACGUGGCAGGAAAUCUUGUAUGUUUAUUUGAGGAGGGUGAUUUGGAGGGACGUGCCGUAUGGGGUUGAUACAUGAGGAGAAGGGUUGGUGAAUGUGUUGAUUUGUAAAGAAUCACUUGGAUUAAAAGUGACGAGAGAACGAGAAAGAAUUUGCAUAUACAAGUAAGCACAAGAGCCUCACAGCCAAAAUCGAUUCAAAAUUGGCU